Molecule: messenger RNA, 216 nt
Organism: Paraglomus occultum
Lineage: Eukaryota; Fungi; Glomeromycota; Glomeromycetes; Paraglomerales; Paraglomeraceae
Source: the annotation of a GenBank genome assembly
AUGUCAACCGCAUCAUCUUCGUUUCCCAAUCUCGAUACUCCCGAUCGUUCUCACACACCCGAUUACACUCGAAAGACGACCCGACAUUUGUCUCAAUUUGAUCCGGAUACAACUGCAUUGUGGGGGUUGGUGUUGUUAUUGGGGACAUACAUUGUAUUCGUUGUCAGUAUGUACGCUAUCGUUGUUAGUAAGCUGGUGCCAGAGACUGGGAACAAG